GAAGCCUUCGGGUACCCGGGCUGGGCGGGAGGCCGCGGCGGCGCUUGGCAGCUGGACCGAUCGAGGGCCGCGAGGAGGAGGAAGACGCCGGCCGCUGCCUGACCGUGGUCAUCGGCCGAGACAGAAGGAUCCGCGCUUGUUUGUUCUGAAGCAGAGCAAAGAAUAAAAUGGCACUGAUGUUGCUGAGCCGACACCUGGCUUGCUUGCUGCAGCAAAACGCCAGGAUCCUUGCAGAUGGACACCGAGGAAUCAGCCAAGCCGCGGCUAAAAUCGACAUGGAAUUCGACUACGACGGGCCGCUCAUGAAGACAGAAGUCCCCGGGCCCAAGUCCAGGGAAUUAAUGAAACAGUUGAAUGGAAUCCAGAAUGCAGAAGCGGUCCACUUUUUCUGCAACUACGAGGAGAGCCGAGGGAACUACCUUGUCGACGCGGACGGGAACCGCAUGUUGGAUCUCUACUCACAGAUUUCUUCCAUACCGAUAGGGUACAGCCAUCCGUCUCUAAUCAAACUUCUCCAGCAGCCCCAGAAUCUG
Gekko japonicus is the source of this 533-nucleotide messenger RNA. Its product is annotated as 4-aminobutyrate aminotransferase, mitochondrial-like. The transcript is spliced from 6 exons. Gene Ontology annotation, biological process: GABA catabolic process. Gene Ontology annotation, cellular component: mitochondrion. The record is from RefSeq and is a predicted model, not a curated record. NCBI's taxonomy places the organism in Eukaryota, Metazoa, Chordata, Lepidosauria, Squamata, Gekkonidae. The annotation marks the transcript as partial. Gene Ontology annotation, molecular function: pyridoxal phosphate binding.